AUGAUUCUGAGCCAGAACCACUACUACCCAGUACCCCCUGAGCCCCCCUCUAAGGCCAGGGGGGAAGACAAGACUCUGUGUGCCGUGGGUGUGACGAUUCCAGAUGAAGAUGUACGAUCACACGUGAAGAACCAACACAGCAGAAGAUCAGAGCUGAGAAUCAUGCGUGGGAAAACAGGGACGGGCAGACGUGCCACAGGAGACAGCAUCCUGGGGGAGCGAGCGUUUGAGUCCCAGUUGCCCUCCCAGGCCUUCACUAAGACCUGCAGGGAGAGUUCAGGAUGCUGGGGGAGAGCACUGGUCUUCAUGGACACACUGGACCUGAUUUCAGGGAAGGACCGCUCCAAUCCCUUGCACAGAGUGGUGCAGAAGUGCCAUCUACUCUGGGCCCCAGACCCCCAUGUGUUCCUCCUGGUGACGCAGCUGCGCCGCUUCACCGUCCAGGACCAGUAGGCGGUGAGGAGGGUGAAGGUGGUCUUUGGAGAGGGUGCCAUGAGACACACAACUGUCCUCUUCAGCCACAAGGAGGACCGAGAGGGAGGCUCCUGGAUGGAGUACAUCCACUACUCAGGAAAUAAAGCCGUAGGCAGGCUGACGGCCACGUGUUGGGGGCAACCAUGUACCCUUAAUAACCGAGCCAAAGGGAAUGAUUCGGAAGACCAAGUGAAGAAGCUGAUGGACUUGAUGGAGAGAAGUGGGGAGCCCUGCACCAAGGAGCUGCACAGCCUAGCCACAGGGCUGGAAUGUGGACGUGAGUGGUCAGAGGAAAGAUUAGAGGACUUCAAAGGGAGUCUCAUAAAGUACAUGGAAAAGCGGAGAUGAGCCACAACCAUGGCCAAAGGCAAUUGCCUAAAAAGAGCCCUAAUCAAAAUGCAGGUGUGCGCUCUAGUUGGUGGAGAGAACGUGGUCACCUGUGGUCACCAGGUGGAAUGA
Molecule: messenger RNA, 933 nt
Organism: Artibeus jamaicensis (Jamaican fruit-eating bat)
Lineage: Eukaryota; Metazoa; Chordata; Mammalia; Chiroptera; Phyllostomidae
Gene: GIMAP2
Product: GTPase, IMAP family member 2
Cellular component (GO): endoplasmic reticulum
Molecular function (GO): GTP binding
Source: RefSeq, a predicted model, not a curated record